Messenger RNA from Aplosporella prunicola CBS 121167, 1139 nucleotides. RefSeq lists its product as uncharacterized. The transcript is spliced from 2 exons. The record is from RefSeq and is a predicted model, not a curated record. NCBI's taxonomy places the organism in Eukaryota, Fungi, Ascomycota, Dothideomycetes, Botryosphaeriales, Aplosporellaceae. The coding region runs from base 278 to 670 and encodes 130 amino acids.
GACCAACAUGACCCGAGCAGAUCCGCUCCUAUAAGUAGUUAACAGGGCGCACAUCACUGCCCGAUCGUCAUCACCUCUCACACCAGACCAGCAACGACGCCACAUCUAAACUACCUUAACUCACACCCUCUCCACGCGAACUUGAACUUUUUUUCUCUUGGGAUUUGCCUGCCUUACUCGCCACUCCCUACACCAAAACUCAUCCUUCGACGCCGACUGCCCCAUACACCACAACAAUCAAAACAACAACAUCAUCAUCAUCACCACCACAACCGAAAUGGCACUCCGCGUCCUCACCGUCUUCGCCCUCGCCCUCGCAGCGCAAGCCUCAUCGCCCGACAUCGACACAGACGCGAUAACGUGCGGCUCCAGCUCAGAAAACCCCAGCACAGGCGGCGUGACCAACGUCAUCAACGAAGUGCGGCCAAAGGCAGAGUGCGCGCAGAGCAACGGCUGGGGCGACAAGUGCCGGCAGCUCGUCAAGCACUCGGACGCCCAGAUCAAAAUCUGCGGCGCCAGCGACGGCAUCAAAAGCAUGGGCUACCCGUGCACGGAUAUCGCCACCUACGCAAACGCUAUUCAGCAGCAAUGCCUCGACAACGAUAGCCAGACCAGCGGUGGCACUUACCAGAUCGAUGACGAUCAGUGGAUCGAGGUUGUCGCGUUGUAAGCGGGGUUCUAGAGCGUUGCCAGUUGGGCGCUUUGGUGCUGGGAAAACUGUGCGUUUGAUGGAGUUUGUUGGUGGCCAUGGGCGGUGUGGCGGCUUGAUGCAUAACAGGUUUCUACUGCUUGAUGUUUGCUUUGCUCUUGCUGCUGCUGCUGUUUGUUUGUUUGUUUGCUGCUUUUUCUGUGCAAGGAGUUUGUGACAAGGUCGUAGUUUUUGCAGCACUCUUGUCUUCUUUGUGUUUUUUUGCUUUUAGAUACCUCUAGCUAUUUCGUUACGAUGAAGACGCAUCUGGAAUCCGAACUGGUUUCGUUGAGGAGCUUGCUUGUUGUUUGGUGUUGUUUGUGCUUGUGGUUUGUCUUGGUUAUGUGGUGGGAUGUUGGAAUGUCUAUAGGGAGUGGGAUUUGGGAGGCUCUCUUGGACAUCAUGUGUUUUUAUUAGUACCAGCAGUACCACAGUAAUCUAGGAAGCCGAG